This is a messenger RNA of Gambusia affinis (western mosquitofish), 2635 nucleotides long. Its product is annotated as kelch repeat and BTB domain-containing protein 11. The record is from RefSeq and is a predicted model, not a curated record. Gene Ontology annotation, molecular function: protein binding. Bases 208 to 1515 code for a protein of 435 amino acids. Lineage: Eukaryota; Metazoa; Chordata; Actinopteri; Cyprinodontiformes; Poeciliidae. The transcript is spliced from 9 exons.
UGGACAGCUCUACUCAAAGAUCGAGGGACUCUCCGAUUAUGUCAAGCAGACUCAGAGUGGGAAACCAAUGAGGCCCUCCGCACAUAUCACCUUGGAGACAAAAAUGGAGCCAAGGUUACAAUCCAAACUAGCACACAUGCCUUUCAUGUGGACCUCCGAAAGCUAUCAGAGUGCAGCGAGUACUUCAGAGCUUUGUCCCAGUCCAGCAUGAGAGAAACCUCCGAGAGCCACAUUCAUCUGGAUCACAUGUCCUCUUCCAUUUUCCACAAUCUCCUUGAGUUCUGCUUCAAUCAUGAUUUUAAUGUUCCCCAAGAAGAACUGGGAGCACACAUUCAGGUGGGCAGCUAUCUUCUGGCUGAAGCCUUCGUCUCGAGGUGCCUGUUAGCCCUGGCACAUGAACUCAGUCCAUCUAACUGCUUAUCAUACUUGAGCCUUGCUCAGGAAAUUUUCUGUCUAGAGCUGAAAAACACAGUGUUCACUUAUUUGAGCCAGAACCUUCUGGAGCUGCACCAUGUGAUAAGGUGUCUGCGUGAUGAAGAGAGGGAGGAAGUUAUCAACCUGAGAACCAAAGGAGAACUGUGCCUGUGCAGCCUCAGGAAAGAAAACCUGACUUCCUGGAACGACCCGGAGACAGAACGUGCCCGGAACAUUUUCACCAUGAAAUUUCCAGAGGACAGUGAGGACUGGCACUCAGUCACAGAGCUUCCCUUCAGGGCCGAUAAGUGGUGUUUUACUGUAGUAGUACUGUAUAACUACCUGUACGUCAUAGGAGGAUACAGGCAGCGGAAAAAGAGAGGCUGGGAGUUCACUAAGGCUUCCUUUAGGUAUAAUCCCUUUAGCAAUUCAUGGGUGGCUACAUCACCUCUGAUAAAGCACAGAAGGCACUUCAGUGCAGUGGCCUGUGAAGGCUUUAUUUACGCAUUUGGAGGCUGGUAUUUGGAUUCUCUGGUGACUCCAGACUCCAGUACAGCUCUGUACACAGCAGUGGAGCGAUACGAUCCAUGGGAGGAUACAUGGAGGUUUGUAUCCCCAUUACCACUCACUGACUUCCAGUUCACCUUGUCGUUAUCCCACGAUGUCCCCCUCACUACCAGUCUUGGAGAGUGUAUCUAUGUGCUUGGGAGCAUCCAGAGGACAGGAGAGAAAUUGCUGUUGCAGUACAACACAAAGCAAGACUCCUGGUCUGAACUGCUUCCCACCUUAACAAGAGCUGAUGUAGACCUUCCUACUCUGUACUUCCUGGGUGCUGCUGACGAGCUGCUUGUGAUUGGUGGGAACAACUCAAGCAAUGUGGUGACAUCAUUCUAUGUAAAAUGUAAAAAAUGGGGGAAGAUCCAACACACAGAAAGAGUGUCAUAUGCUGGACAGGGGAUACUUGUAGGUGACCAGCUUCUGAUGUCCAGUAUUGACCACGACACUGUUGUGAGGCUGGAUCUCUCAACCCUAACCAUCAGGAGGCUCCCAGCUUUACUUGUCCCCAUGUGUUAUGAGGCUAUCUUUUACCUUUACUUUUAAUGUUAUAGCUCACUGGUUUACCUAAUAAAUACCUUUGUUUAUGGAGAAAUGAAAAGGUAACUUUAAAUUAUUUAAAUGUUUUACUUUAUUUUUUUUAUUUCAAAAUCGCCAUAGCACUCGAUGUUUCUUGGUGAUUUUUAAAGGUUUUUGUAGUAUUGGUGGCCUUUAUUUGCAAUUUCUAGGCAGAAAAUUAGCAGAAAGGAGGGAAGAUGCAACAAAGGUCCUGAACUCAAAAUCCUGGCCAGCUGUGCUAAGAAAUAAUAUUCUCAGAAUAUCAGUCUGAAGAUAUUAUCCACCUGAUCUUAUUAUGCUGAUACCAUUAUCUCUUUGUUGCUUUCUUAUCUCCGUAAAGUAUUUAGUCGUUUUCUUUUGGAUUUGUUGGGAUCUAUUCUCUUUCAAGACGUUUCUGAUGAAACAGACAUUAUCCAUGCGUUUCAACAGCUCAUCUUUUUUCUUGUUGGUACUUAAUAAGUCUACAUCACAGUUAAUUUGUUUGUAUUUAUUUAAAAAAUAUAACAGCAGCACGCUGGAGCACCCCUGUAUGCUCCAGCGUACAGGGGUGAGUAGACUGUGGUAGCCUACAGUGAUACCUGUAGGCUACCACAGUCUAAGAAUUAUGGAGGUAGGAGAAGAUGGAGUCAAAACCGUUAUGACAGACUGGGAAGGGUUUUUUUCAGAAUGCAGUUUGUAAUACUAGGGUAACUGUAUGCUAUUUCUAAAACAUCUCCACACAGUAACAUGAUAUAGUGUUGGUGAACUGGCCAUUAAAGGCAACUAGUACCCAACUGCUUGCUUUCUGACAUAUUAAGAUCAAGGUAUUUUCCUUUUCUUGUAUUAAUAUCAACAUAUCACAAUCUACUAAUAUCUGUUUUUUUGUGUUUCUCAGUGUUUCAGUUCAUAUUUGUAUUUGGAAAGGUAAAAAUUCUCUGAGUCAAGAUAGUGGGCUAAAACUAAUUUCAGUCACAUUUUUUCCCCAUUUAGUAAAGUUGUCCAAGCCCUAUUAAAUAUCUUUUAAAGCUGUGCGUCUGAAAUCAGCAUAAUGUGGUUUCACAGCCAAUGUGAUCUCUAACCACAUUGGCCAAGAUUUUAUGAAGGACCUCCAUUAUGGGAGACAAAAAAU